AUGCAGCAGCAGCAGCAGCAGCAGCAGCAGGGGGAGGUCGUCAGGGUCGACAGGUGGGGCGGCCCGCGCGGCUCGGGAGAUCUGCAGCAGACAGAGGCUGGAGCAGCAACUGCUCAGGAGCAGCAGCAGCAGCAGCAGAAGCAGCAGCAGCAGCAGCAACAAAGCCUGUCUGCAGCGGGCGGGGCGUCUGCUGCUCUCGCUGCGCUGGCCUGGCUGCUGCAGUGGCAUGUCUUAGCUGCUGCUGCUGCUGCUGCGCUGCUGCUGAUGAUAAUCUUCUGGGCGAGCUACCAGUGCUGGAUAGAGCGGUCUGCUGCUUUAAACAUGCAGCAGCUGCAGCAGGAAGAGGCAGCAGCAGCAGCAAGGGAAACAGCUACCGCUGCUGCAGCAAAAGCCUCGCAAAGAGCUGCUGCUGCUGCUGCUACUGCGCUGCACGACCACUGCCGCGCAACCCAAGGCAGCAGCAGUACCAAGCAGCAGCACAAGCAUUCUAAGCCCGCCCAGCAGCAGGCCAAGAAGCAGCAGCAACUCUACAAGAAGCAGCAGCAGCAGCAGCAACAGCAGCAGAAGCAGCAAGCACCUGCUGCCAGCGACGCGCUGAAUGCACGUAAGAGCGCUGGGGCAGCAGCAGCGGCGCAAGACGCCGAGGAGGCAGCAGCUGCUGCUGCUGCGCCAGCUGCUGCAGCAGCUGCUGCACCUGCUGCUGUUGCUGCUGCUGUGGAAACAGCAGCAGCUCCUGCUGCUGCUGCUGAAACUCUUGCUGCUUCUGCUGCAGCCACCACCUGUUCUACAGCAGCAUCAGCCUCUCCAGGGGCAGAAGAAACAGCAGAUAGAAGUGGCAGAAGUGCUGCUGCUGCUCGUGCUGCAGCAGCUCGACUGAAGCAGCAGCAGGAGCAGCAGCGGGGCACGAACGGCGCAGCAACGAGCAGCCCCGCUGCAGUGUCAAAGAGGGAAGCAGCUCCAGCAGCAGAAGCAGCAGCAGCGAGCGCUGCUGCUGCAGAGCAGCAGACAGAAGCGACAACAGCAAAUGCUAAGGGACGGAGGCACAAGCAACAAAAGCAGCAGCAGCUGCAGCGGCCGCAACCAGAACAGCAGCAGCAGCAGCAGCUCAAUGGAGGACUGAAGGGAGAUGGACCAGCAGCAGCUGCUGCUGGGGGGAAGAUGGCCAGCGGCAGCACAACAGACCACCAGCAACAGCAGCAGCAGCAGCAACAGCAGCAGCGUCAGCAGUUGCACCGCGUUGCUGCAGAUGCAAGCCCCACAGCUGCUGCUGCAGCAAGAGGGAAGGGCGACUCGCCUAGAGCAGCGGCUGACGCAUCUUCCCCAAGUGCAGCAGCAGCAGCAGCUGCUGCUGCUGCUGCUGCUACUCCUGCUCCAGCUGCACGAGACAAGGCAGCCAAGCUGUCUGCAGCGCCGAAGAAAGGAGCAGCAGCAGGAGCUGCUGCUGCUGUGGCUGCUGCUGCUGCAGAGCCUGGCAGGCAGUGCUGCUG
This is a messenger RNA of Eimeria tenella, 1487 nucleotides long. RefSeq lists its product as uncharacterized. NCBI's taxonomy places the organism in Eukaryota, Apicomplexa, Conoidasida, Eucoccidiorida, Eimeriidae. The record is from RefSeq and is a predicted model, not a curated record. The transcript is spliced from 2 exons. The annotation marks the transcript as partial.